AUCGCCUCUCUUCCGGCGACGGGCUUACGCCAUAACAGUAGACUCCUUCUCUAUCCUCUCCGGAGUAGCUAGCGAUUAGCCCUUUUCCGUUGAAUCUUUGGAAGAUGACUGAGAACUCGAAGAAGGGUCGAUCGAGCUUUAACGGGUUGCAUCACCCUGUUGUUGAUUUUUGGCGACGAGAGGUCGGUGGGAUUUCCUCCCGUAAUUUCUCCAAGCGCUUCUCCGGCUCCGAGAAUCUGGUUUUGCGUCUAGAGGUACACCGGAAGCUAGUGAAGCACAAAGGUUGUGUAAACACCGUGAGCUUCAAUGCCGAUGGAGACGUUCUGAUUUCGGGUUCUGAUGAUCGGCGCGUCAUUAUUUGGGAUUGGCAGCUCGGGAACGUUAAGCUCUCGUUUCAUUCAGGACACGCUAAUAACGUAUUUCAGGCCAAGUUUAUGCCUUUCUCUGAUGAUCGCACCAUUGUAACCUGUGCUGCAGAUGGAAUGGUUCGGCGUGCGAGUAUUCUUGAGAGUGGGAAAGUGGAGACGUCGUUCUUGGGAUCGCAUCAAGGACGAGCUCAUAAGCUUGGCAUCGAGCCAGGAAACCCUCAUAUAUUCUACACAUGUGGUGAAGAUGGAUUAGUACAACGUUUUGAUCUGAGGACUCAAGCACCUACAGAACUUUUCACAUGCCAAUCAGUUGAUCCUAGGAGGAGGAACAUGGAAGCCGUCCAGCUAAAUGCAAUUGCAAUCGACCCGAGAAACUCCAACCUCUUUGCUGUUGGUGGGAUGGACGAGUACGCUCGUCUUUAUGAUAUCCGUAGUUUUCAGGGUGACAGUUUAAAUGGUUUUAGCCGAGCUGCAGAUCAUUUUUGCCCUCUACACCUUAUUGGCAAUGAACAUGUUGGAAUAACGGGUUUGGCCUUCUCAGAGCAAAGCGAACUCCUUGUUUCAUACAAUGAUGAGUUCAUCUACCUUUUCACACACGAUAUGGGAUUAGGGUCUAACCCUGUCACAUCCUCUCCGGUGUCCAAGAAUAGUAAAUCAAACUCAGAAUCAGCUUCGUCUCCAAAAGAUGAUGACAAACGUCCAGUUCCUAUGGUUUAUAAGGGACACAAGAACUGUGAGACGGUCAAGGGUGUUAAUUUUUAUGGACCUCGGUCUGAAUAUGUGGUUAGUGGGUCAGACUGUGGCCGGAUAUUUAUUUGGAAGAAAAAAAGUGGAGAGCUUAUACGUCUUAUGGAAGCUGAUAGGCAUGUAGUUAACUGUAUCGAGCCUCAUCCUCAUAUACCAGUGCUUGCUAGCAGCGGACUUGAAAGUGACAUCAAGGUGUGGACCUCAAAGGCAGCUGAGAGAGCUACGUUACCUGACAACAUCGAACUGUUACCCAGUCGCUUUCGGUUAUCAUUUCUUAGCUACUAUGAUUAUGACGAGCAUUUAUUUCGUAAUGACCUGGAUUUUGGUAUUGAUGGGAACGAGGGGGAAGAUGAAUCUAUUGAUGAUGCUGAAGAAGAUGAUGAUGAUUCAGAUUCAGAUUCAGAUUCAGAUUAUAGCUGUGAACUAGAUGGUGAUGAUUCUGACGAUGAGAUGGAUACUGAUGAAGAUGAAUGUUUUAUUGAAAUUGAUAACAAUAUGGAUAAUAAUGGUGAUGGUGGUAGCGAGAGGAAUGUUGAUAGUGGUAGUAACAGUUACCAAGAUGAUGAUGAUGAUUGAAUAUUUGUUUUGAAAUUUGUGUUCCAGCGCAAGCGAAAGCCUAGGGGUUGGAUGUAUCGUGUAUCUUCACCGCAGGAGCUAUUGGCACAACUCUUCUCGCUGCGGAACCGAAGUAUCAGUCCAGAUAGAGAAGCAGAAUCUUCUUCAUCCACUGGAAGAGAGCUUCUUGAUCUUAUACUAACCUUCAAUGAUGAGAGCGAUGAUGAAAAUGCGUCUGAUGAUGAAGAUGGUAUUAGCCGUGAGGACUUCUUCUCUUAGGAUAAUGUCUUUUACAUUUGGAAAAUUUGUAAAUAUUUUCACCUUUUUUCUACAAUAUAUCAAAUACCAUUGU
Molecule: messenger RNA, 2022 nt
Organism: Eutrema salsugineum
Lineage: Eukaryota; Viridiplantae; Streptophyta; Magnoliopsida; Brassicales; Brassicaceae
Product: DDB1- and CUL4-associated factor 8
Exons: 5
Coding region: 105-1691 (528 amino acids)
Cellular component (GO): Cul4-RING E3 ubiquitin ligase complex; cytoplasm
Molecular function (GO): protein binding
Source: RefSeq, a predicted model, not a curated record